ACCCCCAAUCCCCCCUCCCUCUCUCUACGAUAGCAGUCAAAGCGAAGAGCUUUGGCAUUAACCUCGUCAACUUGUUCUCCUUGGGGAAAGCUCUCUCGGUGCUUCUCAGCUACCAGGAUAUUACUUAAGCCAAACUAAAAAACCCAACUAUCUCUCUCUCUCUCUCUGUAUGUAAAAGUCGAGGUCGGUUUUGCUAAGAAAGGAGGCAAAAUCAAAACCGCAGUUGGGUUUCAUGGGGAUUUGCUUGAGCGCCCAAAUUAAAGCUGAGAGCCAAUGUAACACAGGGGCCAAAUAUGUUAGCACUGAUGGGAAUGAUUUUAGCAGUACAAGUAGCAAGGUCUCAUCGGUUUCAGUGUCUCAGACCCCUCGGAGCGAGGGUGAGAUCUUGCAGUCAACCAAUGUGAAGAGCUUUAGUUUUUCCGAACUCAAAAUGUCCACCAGGAAUUUCCGUCCUGAUAGUGUGUUAGGAGAAGGUGGUUUUGGUUCGGUUUUUAAGGGAUGGAUUGAUGAGCAUACAUUUGCUGCAAGCAAGCCUGGGACUGGCAUGAUUAUAGCUGUGAAAAGGCUCAAUCAAGAAAGUUUCCAAGGUCACAGGGAAUGGUUGGCAGAAGUAAAUUAUCUUGGACAGCUUUAUCAUCCGCAUCUGGUAAAAUUGAUAGGCUAUUGCUUGGAGGAUGAACACCGGCUGCUGGUGUAUGAGUUUAUGCCUCGAGGCAGCUUGGAAAAUCAUUUAUUCAGGAGGGGGUCUUAUUUCCAACCUCUUUCUUGGAGCCUCCGUUUGAAGGUUGCUCUUGGUGCUGCAAAGGGGCUUGCCUUCCUUCAUAGUGCUGAAACAAAAGUUAUAUAUCGGGACUUCAAGACUUCUAAUAUUUUGCUUGAUUCAAACUACAAUGCAAAGCUUUCUGAUUUUGGGUUGGCCAAGGAUGGGCCGACUGGCGAUAAAAGUCAUGUCUCUACUAGGGUUAUGGGGACCUAUGGAUAUGCUGCUCCAGAAUAUCUGGCCACGGGUCAUCUUACUACCAGGAGUGAUGUCUACAGCUUUGGGGUCGUAUUACUUGAAAUGUUGUCUGGCCGGAGAGCAGUUGAUAAGAAUCGGCCAGCUGGAGAGCACAAUCUGGUGGAAUGGGCUAAACCCUACCUGGCUAACAAAAGAAAGAUGUUUCGAAUCCUAGAUAAUCGUCUUGAAGGGCAAUAUACAAUGGAGGGAGCAUAUAAGGCAGCAACCCUUGCAUUGCGAUGCCUAUCCAUGGAAGCCAAGUUCAGGCCAACCAUGGAUGAGGUUGUUACAGCAUUGGAGCAGCUACAGGAAGCAAAGGACAAUGGAGUCAUUCAGAGCAAUCCGAGUACUGGACCCAGGGUUCGAAGACGAAGUACUGGUGAUACUCCACAUGGAAGGAGCCCUGCUGCUUACCCUCGGCCCUCUGCCUCCCCUCUUUAUGCAUGACAAUGCAAUGGCAGAACAUAACAAAAGCUGCUUCUGGUUCUACUAAAACUACGAUGGCAAGGUGUUUUGGUGAGAAUCUCAUGAUCUGGAUCAUAUACAUAUAUUGGUCUAAUAACUGUACAGAUCAUAUUUCAUCUAAUAUAGUAGGCAGAUCAACCUUCCGUUGAUGGGAAAAUCUUCUGUUGACAGUUUCCUGUGAACUUGUAACAUGAAUGCCACGAUGUUAUGUCUUACAAAUAUGUUUGUAACUUUGGAAACUGCUUGGAAAGUAGGGAAGCAAUUGCUGUUGUAUGGUAACUAUGGGCACCUGUCCUUUUUUCUUUCAGCCUGGGGUCCUUUUUCUUUCAGCUUGGGGUGGUAUAUUUUCCAUUUGUUUUACUAUUUAGGUGGGUCUGUCUGUCCUAAGUUUGAUGUAAUAUCUUGUUUGUGUUCUUAUUCAAAGAAGGAAAAGAGAAGAAUUUCAGCUGUUGAUUUGA
Messenger RNA from Carya illinoinensis, 1920 nucleotides. Its product is annotated as probable serine/threonine-protein kinase PBL9. NCBI's taxonomy places the organism in Eukaryota, Viridiplantae, Streptophyta, Magnoliopsida, Fagales, Juglandaceae. Gene Ontology annotation, molecular function: protein kinase activity; ATP binding. The coding region runs from base 233 to 1444 and encodes 403 amino acids. The record is from RefSeq and is a predicted model, not a curated record. The transcript has 7 exons. Gene Ontology annotation, biological process: protein phosphorylation.